Messenger RNA from Bolinopsis microptera, 1859 nucleotides. Its product is annotated as YTH domain-containing family protein 2-like. The record is from RefSeq and is a predicted model, not a curated record. Lineage: Eukaryota; Metazoa; Ctenophora; Tentaculata; Lobata; Bolinopsidae. Gene Ontology annotation, cellular component: cytoplasm. The coding region runs from base 163 to 1632 and encodes 489 amino acids. The transcript has 4 exons. Gene Ontology annotation, molecular function: N6-methyladenosine-containing RNA reader activity; mRNA binding. Gene Ontology annotation, biological process: mRNA destabilization.
AGCUGCAUGCUAAGAAGCGCUGACAUCUUAUCCUAAACCUGGGAAACCUUAACUUAACAAAGCUGCAAAAGUUUAUGCUAAUCCUAUGUUUGAAACUGGAGUUUUUUAUUCCCUCAACUUGUUGUCUGUUAAAUCUAAGGUUGAUGAAGAACUGAAUAAUUUAUGAACUAUCAUCCAGCUCAGCAGGAUCAGGGGACGGGUCCUCAGUUGAGUGUUCCACAACCGUUAGGUCAACAACCCAUCAUGGAUCCUAACUACCUGCCGACAAUGUACUACGCCACGUCAGCUCUGAACUCGCCUCCAGCUAUGUCCGCUUUUCCGUUCAUCAACAACAAUUACGACAACAUCGGCCCACUGGGUGGAACUUGGUCUAACGGGGCUUUCGACGGUCAGUACAACCAGCUGCCAACCUCGCAACCGCUUCAUGACUUCAGAGAUUUCAACAGCGAGCACGGGUAUCCGGCCUCUCCAACUCUAACAUCUACUUCAUCGCUAUACCAACCGAACUUACCGGUCUAUUUCUCACCUAAUAAUACCAAUGAUUAUUGGACUACAGCUGGGUUGCCCCCUAUGCAAGGUUUUAACUCCUUUAAUUCCUUUCCGAACGCCGGACAUUACCCGAUUAAUCAGGAGAAAAGUAAACCUCUGCAAUCGACUGCUUCUGAAUUAGAUCAGGUUACCGAAUCUUUCAGUAAUUUAAAACCAACUGAUAACGCAGAGCCGGCCCCUGCACCUGCUCCUGUUGAGACUGGACCUAAAUCUUGGGCAGCGAUAGCUAGUCAGCCUGCUAAGCCUAAACCCAAGCCAGAACCUGCACCCACUGGUUUUGCUAUGAAACCAGGACCUGGAGGGCCAGGGCAGACCCGUAUGAGAGGUGGGGUUCGGUGGAGUCAAACUCGUGGCACAUUCAAUCAGGGACCUGAAUAUCCCAACAUCAUUGACACGAGACCGCCGCCUCCUCCAGCAGUUCUCGAGAAACUCAGAUCAGAAAAUCAGUAUAAUCCCCGGGAACUUACGUUGGACUUGAAAAAUGCUCGGUAUUUUGUAAUAAAAUCUUAUUCUGAAGACGACAUUCAUCGGUCAAUUAAGUACAACAUAUGGACAAGUACUGAACACGGUAACAAGAGGUUGAAUGAAGCGUGGAAUGACUCUAACAAAAAGGGGCCUAUCUAUCUGGUGUACAGUGUAAACGGGAGCGGCCAUUUUUGUGGUGUUGCUGAAAUGAACUCUGGGGUAGAUACCAACAUAUGUACCGGGGUCUGGUCUCAAGACAAAUGGAAGGGUAAAUUUGACGUGAAAUGGGUUUAUGUGAAGGACGUUCCGAACAACCAGCUUCGUCAUAUAAAACUUGAGAACAACGAUAACAAGCCUGUUACAAACUCUAGGGACACUCAAGAGGUUCCCAGAGACAAGGGAAUGCAACUCAUGCGCAUAAUUCAUGACUACAAACACUCUACUUCUAUUUUCGAUGAUUUCGGGCAUUAUGAAAAAAGGCAGGAUGAAGACAAUGCUCGGAAGGGAUCUGAUCGAAAGACCUGGACGAAUAGUGGGGACAGUAAGGACUCUGACGCCCACGUGCGCGCGUCUGACGCCCACGUGCGCGCGUCUGAUGUGCCCAAAACUAAAAAUUGAUUUUGUGAUUAUCUUCUCUGUACUUGGAUAUCUAUAUCAAUAUGUGUUAUCCUCUAUUGUUACUAUAUAGUCCACCGCGAUAGAGUAAGAAUCUUCAAAACAUCUAUGUGCUGAUUUUUCGAAACGGCUGUAUUCAUUGUUUUAAAGAUUUUUGGUCGACCUCGCAAUUUAAAAGGCCUUAUUCCUUUACUAAAUUAAGCACAAUCAUUCCGUUUUUCUUGUGUUAA